AUGAGUGGCAGGAGCAUGGAGUUGAUGGAAGAUGAGUGUAUAGAGAAGAUUUUUGAGAGCAAGGAGGUGCCACGGUGGCAAGAUCAGCUGACAUUGAGGGCUUUGGUGGUGAGCUUUAUGCUGAGCAUAUUGUUCACCUUCAUUGUGAUGAAGCUCAACCUCACAACUGGGAUUGUCCCCUCACUCGGUGUCUCUGUUGGCCUGCUUGGAUUCCUUUUUGUCAAUUCUUGGACAAAGAUUCUACACAAAUCUGGAUUCCUCACCCUCCCAUUUACAAGGCAAGAGAAUACUGUCGUUCAGACAUGUGUCAUCGCCAGCGCCGGCAUCGCCUUUAGCGGAGGCUUUGGAAGUUACCUUUUAGCCAUGAGCCAAGUUGUGGCAAGACAAUCUACUUCAGCUAAGAACCCUGAGAAUAUCAAGAAUCCUUCGCUCUCGUGGAUGAUCGGAUUCCUAUUCCUCACUAGCUUUGUGGGACUCUUCUGCGUUCUGCCCCUCAGAAAGAUAAUGAUCUUGGAUUUCAAGCUGAUUUUUCCAAGUGGCACUGCAACUGCUCAUUUGAUCAAUAGCUUCCACACUCCUCGAGGUGCCAAGAGAGCCAAGAAGCAAGUCAGAUUCUUGGGGAAGUUCUUCUCUUUCAGCUUCUUGUGGGGUUUCUUCCAAUGGUUUUUCGCUGCAACCGAAACAUGUGGAUUCAGCAAUUUCCCCACAUUUGGCCUUAAAGCCUAUCAGAACAAGUUCUACUUCGACUUCUCUGCAACAUAUGUUGGCGUAGGCAUGAUUUGUCCCUAUAUUAUCAACGUGUCGAUGCUGCUCGGUGCAGUCCUAUCAUGGGGCAUAAUGUGGCCAUUGAUUGAGAAGAAGGAGGGCGAUUGGUACUCGGCUCAUCUUUCAUCCAGCAGCCUUAAUGGCUUGCAAGGAUACCGGGUCUUCAUUGCUAUAGCUAUGAUUCUUGGUGAUGGCCUUUACAACUUCAUUAAGAUCCUUAGCCGCACCUUGUUGGGGUUAUACCACCAACUCCGCUCCAAAAACAUCAGCUCUAUCACUGGCAACGCAACAACAUCUCCUCCAACACCUGCUUUAUCUUGCGAUGAACAAAGAAGAAACCAUUUUUUUCUCGAAGACGCAGUCCCUACUUGGGUUGCCAUUGUCGGGUACAUCACCAUUGCAGCAAUCUCGUCUGCCACGAUUCCUCACAUAUUUUACCAACUAAAAUGGUACCACAUUGUGUUGUUAUACAUCUUGGCACCCGCACUAGCCUUCUGUAACGCCUACGGAGCUGGUCUUACUAAUUGGUCCAUGGCAGCCGGUUAUGGAAAAUUGGCAAUAUUUAUGAUUGGUGCAUGGGCAGGAGUGUCCCACGGUGGCGUCCUGGCAGGGCUGGCCGCGUGUGGCGUGAUGAUGAAUAUUGUAUCGACCGCCUCUGACCUCACGCAGGACUUCAAGACCGGGUACCUGACCCUUGCAUCUCCACGGACCAUGUUUGUGAGCCAAAUCAUCGGUACUGCUAUGGGAUGCGUGAUCACUCCAUGCGUGUUUUGGCUCUUCUACAAGGCUUUUAAUGACCUCGGACUCAGCACUUCGCCAUACCCUGCGCCUUAUGCACUUAUGUACCGGAACAUAGCAAUCUUGGGCGUUGAGGGAGUUUCCUCUUUGCCCAAGCAUUGCCUUACUCUGUGUUGGGUGUUUUUCAUAGCGGCCUUGGCUAUUAACCUAGUAAGAGAUGCUGUGGGGCCAAAACGGGGGAGGUUCAUUCCUAUGCCUAUGGCGAUGGCGAUCCCGUUCUACCUUGGAGGCUACUUUGCUAUUGAUAUGUGUGUUGGGAGCUUGAUUUUGUUCAUUUGGGAGAAGAUUGACAAGGCAAAGGCCGACGCGUUCGCGCCUGCAGUAGCUUCUGGAUUGAUCUGCGGAGACGGGAUAUGGGCCUUGCCAAGCUCACUUCUAGGUUUUGCAGGUGUAAAACCACCUAUUUGCAUGAAGUUUUUGUCCCAAAAAGAUAAUGCUAGAGUUGAUGGUGUUUUAUCUUCUUAG
Molecule: messenger RNA, 2028 nt
Organism: Salvia splendens (bonfire salvia)
Lineage: Eukaryota; Viridiplantae; Streptophyta; Magnoliopsida; Lamiales; Lamiaceae
Product: probable metal-nicotianamine transporter YSL7
Exons: 6
Coding region: 1-2028 (675 amino acids)
Cellular component (GO): membrane
Molecular function (GO): oligopeptide transmembrane transporter activity
Source: RefSeq, a predicted model, not a curated record